AUGGCCUUUGCAGAGAAGCGGAGGACAUGGAAAGAUAGCAGCUCAGUGGCGCUGGUCAUGAAGACAGCAACAGUGAGCACGGAUGGAAACACUCAUGAGGUAAUUAUCCCAAGCUGCUGUUAUUUUUGGUCAGAGCUAAAACCAGUAAAGAAGGCACACCUUGAUGGACACCGACCUAUGAACCCCUGCCCAGUGUAUGAGAAGACAAGCCAAACACUUUUCCUGUUUUUCAUCUGUGUUGAAGGCAAUAUCUCAGAGCGGUGGCAGAUAAAACAUGACUGUAACAAGGCUCGCCUCUGCUAUAUUACAACUACAGAUGAUGGCCAUAGUUGGAGUGGCGUGACUGAUUUGACAAACCCACUGGUAAAGGAGCAAUGUUGGGCCACGUUUGCUGUUGGGCCGGGCCAUGGUCUUCAAACAGAGGCUGGUAGAUUGAUUGUCCCCCUUUAUGCUUAUGAUAGCCCUAAGACUAAGCCUAAAGCCGAUCCUACUCCACAUGCUCGCUCACUAUACAGUGAUGAUAAUGGCAAAACAUGGCAACUUGGUGAAAUGUUACAACAUGAGUCACUCGAAUGUGAAAUGGCCGAGUUUUUUGAUGAGAAACAAGAAAGCUCAAUCUACUGCAAUGCCCGUACUACAGGAGGCAAACGAGAAGAGGCGGUCAGUAGAAAUAAUGGAAAGGAUUUUUCCGAGCUUAGUCCUAGAAAACUUCCUGAAACAGGUAAAGGCUGUCAGGGAAGUGUGGUCUCCUUUCCAGCUCAAGGUAAAGAUACUGAGAGCCAAAACAAGUGGCUGCUCUUCAGCCACCCAGAGAGCAAGAGCAAAAGGAUCAAUUUAGGAGUGUAUCUGAAUAAAUCUCCAGGCAACCCAAAGACAUGGAGCAAACUGGGGAUCAUUAACAAAGGACCCAGUGGUUACUCAGAUCUGGUUUACAUUGAUGACGGUUGGUUUGCAUGUCUCAUGGAGUGUAGGAAGAGGCGUGAAACUUAA
This is a messenger RNA of Centropristis striata (black sea bass), 990 nucleotides long. RefSeq names its product sialidase-3-like. Gene Ontology annotation, molecular function: exo-alpha-sialidase activity. Gene Ontology annotation, cellular component: membrane; lysosome; cytoplasm. The record is from RefSeq and is a predicted model, not a curated record. NCBI's taxonomy places the organism in Eukaryota, Metazoa, Chordata, Actinopteri, Perciformes, Serranidae. The transcript has 2 exons. The coding region runs from base 1 to 990 and encodes 329 amino acids. Gene Ontology annotation, biological process: ganglioside catabolic process; oligosaccharide catabolic process.